This is a messenger RNA of Hemiscyllium ocellatum (epaulette shark), 2055 nucleotides long. Its product is annotated as tRNA methyltransferase 10 homolog A-like. Bases 196 to 1266 code for a protein of 356 amino acids. Gene Ontology annotation, cellular component: nucleus; cytosol; nucleoplasm. Gene Ontology annotation, biological process: tRNA N1-guanine methylation. Gene Ontology annotation, molecular function: tRNA binding. The record is from RefSeq and is a predicted model, not a curated record. Lineage: Eukaryota; Metazoa; Chordata; Chondrichthyes; Orectolobiformes; Hemiscylliidae. The transcript is spliced from 8 exons.
ACCAGGCCCCUCAGCCUUAGCCUCGGCUUCGGCUUUUCUCGGUUAGGCGGUGAACGGGGCCCGAGCCUCACAGUCUCCCCAGUGCCCCCCCCCCCCUUCCCUUACAACACCCUGGCAGACACAGCUUCCCCCAGGCCGGAGCCACAGGCUUUUGAUGUGAUGACAUAGUGUACUGUUUCAAAUGUCAAGUAAACCAUGGCGUCUGAAGCACAUGAAGAAGGAACAGAGCCAUCAGCAGCCUUGACAAAAGCUGGGGAUUCAAGUAGUGAAAGACUGGAGCAAUGUGAAACCAAUGAAUGCAAUCCCAUGGAAGGGAAAAAUCAAAUGAAGGAGAAUGAUUGGAAUCUUGGGAGAACUGAGCCAAUGUCAAAAAGGCAGAUGAAAAAGUUAAUGAGGGAGAAACGGUGGCUAGACCAAAAAGAAGAUCGCAAGCAAAAGCGUAAAGAGAAAAAGCUGAAAAGAAGACUAGAACGUCAAACUCAGAAUGAGGAAAGGCAUGAAGAAUCUGCCAGGAAACGCUUUAAGAGAGAUUUCGCUCCAUGUAACCUUCGUGUUGUACUAGACUGCAGCUUUGAUAGUUUAAUGGUGUUGAAGGAUGUCAAAAAGCUGCAUAAACAGAUUCAGAGAUGUUAUGCAGAAAAUCGAAAGGCAGCACAUCCUGUGAGGAUGUAUUUGACCAGUCAUAGUGGACAGUUGAAGAAGAACAUGGAUGAAAAUGACAAAGGCUGGAUCAAUUGGAAGGGAAUUACAUUUACACCUGAACACGUCAGUGAAGCCAUAAAGAAGGAAGAGUUGGUUUAUCUCACUUCUGAUUCACCCAAUGUGCUGAAUGAUCUGGAUGCAUCAAAAGCUUACAUCAUAGGUGGCUUGGUGGACCAUAAUCACCACAAGGGUGUAACAUACAAUAAAGCAUUGGACUUGGGAAUCGCACAUGCACAACUUCCCCUUGGAAACUAUGUGAAAAUGGAUAGUCGCAAAGUGUUAACUGUAAAUCACGUGUUUGAGAUAAUUCUCAUGUAUUUGGAAAAGCAGAACUGGCAAGAAGCUUUUUUUACUAUCCUGCCACAACGCAAAGGAGCAGUACCUGCCCUCCAUCCAGUCAGCACAGAACAAAAUGAGCCUGAAGGUGACUCAGAUUCUUGUGAUUCUGUAGAAAAUGGGACCACAGCACCAGAAGCUCUUGCGCAAAAAGAAAAGCAACUCAGUGAAUUAAGUUGUGAAAAACGAAACACAGAAAUUAAUGAAGAAAUAGAUGGUGAAACGUAGCAUCCCCUCCAUUUGAUUAAAUAUUAUUUUGAGUCUUGGUAUGCCUAAAAUAAUCCAAAAGCAGGACUUUUGAUUUGCCCUCAUGACACUUUCCAUUUCUUUCUUACAUUAUCACCUGAUAUUUAGUAUGCUACAAACUCUCAGAAUUUUGUUUGGACACAAACAAAAUUGAUGUAUUUCAAGUGAGAUUAUUAGUUGUUUCUCUGUAAAUGACUACAAUCAUUGUGUUAAAGUUGCUGGAAUUUAAAAAUGCAAUAGUCAUUGCUAGUAUACAUAUUGGUAUUUUAAUUACUUUGCAUUAACCUAAGGAAUUUUGGCUGAGUUCUGCACGGAGCAAUGUCUAAGCCAUUGAUUAUUAUGAGAAUGUUAAUUUAUUCCCACAGAUUAAACGUGUUUUCUGUGACUGUAUAUAACAUGUACACACAAAUACAUCUGAUUUAAAACUAAUAUUUCCGUUCCUAUGCUCAAAUUAACUGCAAAAUGUUAAGCCUUUAUAACAACAAUUGGGGAUUUUAAAGGUGUGUAUCUUUAUUAUGGUUAAAUGAUAAUAUGGUCAGUUUAAAUUUCAGACUGAUGUAUUAUGGAAUCAGUGACCAAACAAAUUUCUUGGAAGUGUUUACUUAUACGUAGUUGGAUUUGGUUCCUAUUGGUUCAAAAGUUGAUUCACAACAUUACUUGCUGUGCAGUUUGUGGUUCAUGAGAGCUUUGAACUGGAGGAGGUUAUUCAGUUUGUUCAGCCUGUUCACUAUUCAUUUCUAACAUGACUAAAAUUAUACCCCAAUUUCAUAA